AUGAUUAAACAAUCACUGCUCGUUGUAUUGUGCAUUGUAAUUGGCUUGAUUUACAGUGUCAACUCUGAAUUGACCAAAGUAAGCCUCCAAACCUUGUCCUAUCCAUACAAUGAAUUAGAACCUGUUAUUGAUGAAGCCACCAUGAAAGUACAUCAUUCCGGACAUCAUCAAGCCUAUGUAAAUAAUAUUAAUGCUGCUCUUGGAGUUUUAAAGGCUGAUCCGAUCGUUGAAAAGAGUAGCAGAGUUGAAACUCUCCUUGCCAAUUUACAUUUACUCACCACAAGUGAUGAAGCUACCAGAAAACAAGUUAGAAAUAAUGGAGGUGGUGUUGUGAAUCAUAAUUUAUUCUUUGCUUCUUUGAAGAAGCCUUCCUCUGGUGAGAAUAAGCCAACUCCAAGAGUUGAACAAGCUUUGGUUAAACAUUUUGGAUCUGUUGAAAAGUUUAUUGCUCAAUUCAAUGAUGCUUCUAUGAAAGUUUUUGGAUCUGGUUGGGUCUUUUUAUUGAAGAGAGUUAAUACUGCUAAUCCAACUCAAUUUGAUUUGGUUAUCAAGAGUUUUGCCAAUCAAGAUAAUGCUUAUUUGAAUGAAAAUUCUGCUGAUUCAAAGCAACUGACUAUUGAGGAGCCAAUCUUAUCACUUGAUGUUUGGGAGCAUGCUUAUUAUUUGAAGCACCAAAAUAGACGUUUGAAUUAUGUCAAUGAUUAUUGGAAAGUUAUUGAUUGGAGUAAGGUAGAGGAAAGACUUGUCAAAUGCCAUCUUGAUGUAGAAUUUAUUGGAAAUAUUGAUUUGACUGGUAUUUCAACAUGUUCAAAGGAUGAAUUGUAA
Molecule: messenger RNA, 825 nt
Organism: Naegleria gruberi
Lineage: Eukaryota; Heterolobosea; Eutetramitea; Acrasida; Naegleriidae
Exons: 1
Coding region: 1-825 (274 amino acids)
Biological process (GO): superoxide metabolic process
Molecular function (GO): superoxide dismutase activity; metal ion binding
Source: RefSeq, a predicted model, not a curated record